GAGAGAGAGAGAGUACUGAAGAAGCCACACACACAACACACACACACACACACACAAGAAACUGUGAGAGAUAAAGAGAGAAAGAGAAAGGGGAAAGAGCCCUUCACUAUCACUGGUGCAUUUUUUUCUUGCAUUCAGUUUUUCUUUCUUCUCUCAGGAAAAAACUAAUACUAAUACUCCAUCUUUGAAGCUUCUGGAAAUAAAUCUACUUUAGGUGUUGGUGGAGUUUUAGGGCAGACGGCUUUAGGGAGAAUGCUGAGGAAGAGGAGCAGAUCACACCACAAAGUUCAACAAAUGGGACAACAUUUGAUCUCAGAUUCCUAUUCUCAAUCUGAUGUGUUGUUGGCUAAUAGGAAACAUAAUAAAAAUAACAACUUUUGCAAUGUUCCUGUUCCUGCUAGUGUGUUUGUUGGGCUCAAUAAUCCUACUAAGGUUAGCUCAGAAUCUGAUUCAGUGAGAAGUCCUACUUCUCCACUUGAUUUUAGGGUCUUUUCAAAUUUAGGUAACCCCUUUAGGAAUAAGGCUACCUGGGGUUGUUGCACUAAAGUAGGCCUUGGCAUUGUAGAUUCUCUUGAUAAUGAUGAUGAGAUGAAGAAAUCGGGGAAAGUUCUCCGAUCAUCGGAUAGUAAAAACAUUCUUUUUGGCACACAAAUGAGGAUCAAGACACAGAAUUUUCAGACCUGUGUUGAGGAACCUAAGUCACUCCCUAAAAAUAUCUCGAUUUUUCCUCAUACCUUGUCCAAAAGCUCCAAUCUUGAAAAGGGCAAUUCUGAUGUUGUGUUUGGAAUUGGAGAAGCCCCAUUAGAGCAUGAGUUGUCGAGAAAUUUUCGUUCUUGUUCUCUAGACUCUGGUAGGUUUAUUGCACAUUUUGCAAGCUCGGCGAAUUUUGGUUAUGAAAAUGGAACCAAUCCUGUGGUGUCACAUACUCAAUGUGUUAGAGGUUGCUCAAAGUUGGGUCCUAAGCCAACAUCGGUUGGCUCUAGCACUAGCUUAGCUGGUGCUAUUUCGGCGAGUGACAUUGAACUUUCUGAGGACUAUACCUGUGUGAGAACCCGUGGACCUAAUGCCAAAGUAACUCAUAUUUUUGGUGACUGCAUUUUAGAAUGUCACAACAAUGAGUUGACCAAUUUUUGUAAGAAUGCUAACGAGAAAACCACAUUGCCUGAGGUGGUUGACAGCUCGGAGGUUCUCACUUCAUAUCCUUCAAGCGAUUUUUUGCGCUUCUGUUACUCUUGCAAGAAGAAGCUGGAUGGAGAAGAUAUUUACAUGUACAGAGGUGAGAAAGCUUUUUGCAGCUUGAACUGCCGUUCCGAGGCGAUUUUGAUUGAUGAGGAGAUGGAGAAACUCAAUAAUGAUUCUGAAAACACAAUUAAGCCAAAUAGCCGGGAUGAAGUUUUUGAGACCGGCUUGUUCAUUGCUACAUAGGAUGCUGCAAUUGCGCUACUAAGCCCAUGAUUGACGAAAUGGCCACACUGUUUUAACAAGUAGAAACCCUGAUCAUUUGUUUCCUAAGAGCUGUUUUUUUUGUGCAUCUGUGUGCAGCCAUGGAUGAUCAGAGAAUGUAUUGCUAUUUGUGUGAACUGUCUUUCCUUUCUCAUGGUCUUAGUGGUUAAACAAUCGCAAACAGCAAGUUUUGCUUUACAUAGUUCUGAAUCUGAUAUGUAAUAGUGGAGUAUAAUCUCAGAAAAAGAAUCUUAAUUACAAGGGUUGUAGCUCAUCCUUGUGGCUCCCCAAUUUUUGAUUUCUCACCUGCUAAAUACUUUGGCAAAGUCUGAUGAAUAUAAAUGUUUCAUGACUACAUAUAUUGCUUCUAAAUGUUACUCUAGUAGUGUAUCACUGACUCAUACCAGUAUUACUUCUAACACACUAGGCCAUAUAUAUAGUUGUCCUCAUUGUUUACUGCUAAUCGAAUUCGACUGUCUGGUUAUGUCAAAGUGUUUUUGACUUGUGAGAUGGUUUCUUGAUUGUGAUUCAGACUUAAGUGAUUGUGUGAUGGUCGCCUAUGCUAGUAAAUUUUGAUUUGGCCUUCUACUCAGGUGAAGAUAGCAUAGGCUCUUGAGGUUUCUGUUUUAAUUGUUCUUCAAAUACCCCUCAAAACCAAUUGCUCCCUGAAUUCUAGCUCUACUUUGAUCCUCAACUUAUUAUCUUUUUUCUUGAAUGCACUUGGUAGACAUGUUGGGAAUAUGUUUUAGUCAUGUUAGUAAGUUUAGGUCCUAUGUUUUCUAGGAGUUUCUUCGUCCUGCCAGAUUUACGUGUCCAUAGAAAAUAUCGAGAACUUCUAAUGCCUUUUAUUUCUAUUUUGUACAAUAUUGGUCUGAGAUGAGCUUAAAUGGAGCAGACAUGGUUAGUGAGGUAUCAUGUUGCCAAUCUAACUUGCUUGGGGUCGAGGCAUAGUAGUUGUUGUACCAAUACGUUGUAGCUCCAUUCUAUUUCUUCAGAUUUAGCUACAUCAAUUAUGCUUCAGUUUAGGACAUGAUAUGUUCUGUUGUGUUACAUGAGCAGCUGUCUUUUUCUCCAGCUUUUAGAUUAGCACAGACAUGUUUGUUUAUUCUAACUACUUGAGACAUCCUCAUCUUUAAGAAGCCCCUUUGGCUUUAAUUUUGUGCUUCAACUGCAAUUGGAAAGGAAGUUUCUUCCACUGUUAUUAAUGGAUUGAUUGGUUUCCCUGAGAACACUGUUGGGAGAUUGAGAGAAUAUUGGGCCA
Messenger RNA from Nicotiana tabacum (common tobacco), 2704 nucleotides. Its product is annotated as FCS-Like Zinc finger 10-like. The record is from RefSeq and is a predicted model, not a curated record. Lineage: Eukaryota; Viridiplantae; Streptophyta; Magnoliopsida; Solanales; Solanaceae.